This is a messenger RNA of Rhizopus microsporus ATCC 52813, 832 nucleotides long. RefSeq lists its product as uncharacterized. The transcript has 4 exons. Bases 336 to 707 code for a protein of 123 amino acids. The record is from RefSeq and is a predicted model, not a curated record. NCBI's taxonomy places the organism in Eukaryota, Fungi, Mucoromycota, Mucoromycetes, Mucorales, Rhizopodaceae.
AAAUUUUACAAACAUAUAAUUUUUAGUAGCUUUGCACUCGUUCUACAUUUUACCAUAUUUAUUGUCUUUAAAAAAAGGUUGUGUGUCCAAGAUUAGAAGGAGUAACAAUCAACCCAAGUUUAAUAGAAAAUCAUCCUGUUAUAUACAGUUCCUUUCAUCCAUAAUUUUUAGGAAUUGGAAAGGUGCGGGAAUUGAAUUAAAAAUGCGCGAAAAUAUUUGAAACAGCGCGAAUUGGUGCCAUGAGCACUGUUUAUAAAUAAAACGUGUGCCUAUAAAUAAAAAAAAAUCUGCCCCUGCAACGCUUUUCUUUUCUUUUCUCUAUAAACAUAUAAAAAAUGGAAAAGCUCAAGGAGAAAAUUGCUUCCCUUCGUAAUGAAGCCGAUACUGCUAAUGCCAGAGCUGAUGAAUUAGAAGCUCAAAUCAAGCAACUGACAAGCGAACAAAUUGCCAAACAUCACGAACUCUCUUCUCUUCAAAACCGCGUUAAAUCUUUGGAAGAACAAUUGGAAAAUGUGGAGGAUAAAUUCAAAAAGACAUCAGAAGAGUUCAGAGAGGCUGACCUGAAAGUAGAAGAAGCAGAAAGAAAGAUUACGAAGCUUGAAAGUGAAUUACAAGAAAAGGAAGAGAAAUAUGAAGAGCUCUUGGAGAAGUACAAUGCUUCAAAGGCUGAAUUAGACGAAUUAGCUCGUCAGUUUGAAGAUCUGUAAUAAUUUUAUUAUCAUCUUUUUUUAUUCAUUCAUCAUUCUUUCCCUUGAUAUACUUUCUGAGUGAAUCUAUUUUUUUUAUUCAUCAAUAAAACAUAUCCUUCUUUUUCUUAUUUGUUUACCUGAAA